UGGCGUUUCAGUAUGCGUGUUAUUAAAGUGAAUUUGAGGAAUAUCAGUUUAUGUUCAUGCCAAUGUAUAUGAUGAAUAAUGUAAACAUUGACCGAUUGUGGUUAUUGAAAAUAUUGAUCGCUGGUUUAAAUUGUACAAUAGGAGAAUUAUGUUGUGUGGCCACCUAACGGAUAUAAACCACUUUAAACCGAACUAUUGGUGGAUUACGAAUUUGACCAUAUUUAGUGAUAAGAUUUGUCGUGAUCAUUAUGGCAUUCAAGAGACGAUAUUUUAAAGUUUUAGUAUUUAUUUUAACUAUAUCGGUGCUAUUUCUGUGUACAAAAUGGAUGUUCUUAGCUUCUUCGUCGGUUUUAUUCAAACCCUGCAACAUCACGGAAUUAAAUCCUUGGGACGCUUCACUGAGGCCAUUUCUAACAAAACCGGGGCAACUUCCUUGUAACGAGAAGUACGAGCUGUUCUACUUUCGGUCGGACAUGCAGAUGUACAUGAACACGUCAUUCGCGGAAACACACGGUCUCGACCCAUUGACGUUGGAGUGCUGGUAUCGAGUGAUUCGGAGGUUAGAUGGUGAUAUGGAACUUCAAAUGCUCUCGCGUCAAAACUUGAUACUUCCGACUACAAUUCCCGGCCAUUUAUUCCGUGUCACGUGCAUUAAACAUAAUGCCAGCGAAACGGUGUACGAUAUGGCACAUUUUAACCCUUUCUUCAAUGAAUAUGCUAAAGCUUACGACAGUACAGAAGCAGAAAGUGCCUCUAAACCAAGUGUGGUUAUGUUCGGUAUAGAUUCAGUGUCAAGGUCGCAUGCGCUGAGAAACUUGCCAAAGUCAUAUGAAUAUUUACGUGACAAACUUCGUUGCCAAGAUUUAAUAGGGUACCGGAAAGUUGGAGAGAAUACUUUUCCAAACAUCGUGCCUCUUCUGACGGGGAAAAGUCACUCAAGCUUUCCACACGUAGAACACCUUAAGAUGCACGCUGACAACAUGCCGUUUAUCUGGAACGAGUCGCCAGUUAAAUCCAUGGCAACCUUUUUUGGAGAAGACCGACCAGAUAUAUCUUCUUUCAACUACGUUAAAAGUGGGUUUAAGAAAGUCCCAACGGAUUUCUACUUCCGACCGUACACGUUGGCUAUGAGUGAUUUCGAGGCGGUGUUUGGCAAAACUCUUGGUAAAUCUACGGCUGAUUGUUAUGGAAACAGAAACCAUUUCCAAAUUCAAAUGGAUUACUUAAAAGGAUUUUUACGGAAAUACAACGGUAAACGUAAAUUCGCUUUUAUGUGGUCAAAUCAGGUUGGACAUGAGAGCUUUUCGUCCGUAAGUAGAGGAGACGAACCCUUUCUAGAAUUCUUAAGGUGGAUGGUGAGCGAAACCGACAUGAGUAAUACUAUAUUCAUAGUGCUAAGUGACCACGGAUUUCGCAUAGGUGGUGCUUCUUUAACACACGUAGGGCGCGCUGAAAACAACAACCCGUGGAUAAUGAUUCACGUUCCAGACAGUGUAUCUAAAGUAUACCCCAAACUUCGCACCCAUCUUAGAGAAAAUUCAAAACGACUCGUUACCCAUUUUGACAUUUAUACGACGGUUUAUGACGUCAUAUACGGUCGUGCGUUUCAGGACCAAGAAAUGGUGCCAACUAAAAAAUAUCUCGUGAAACGUAACGUCUUUCAUCCAGUUCCGUUAGAUCGCACGUGCAUUGACGCAGGAGUGGAAGAUGCGUUUUGCACAUGCAAAGAUAAAGUUUUAGUAGAAACCAGUUCCCCAUUAGUGCAAUAUGUAGCCAAGGUUCUUGUUAAAUACAUGAACGAGAUGGUUUCAAAAAAGCUUAACAAGUGUUCGAACAUGGUGCUUGUAAAUGUUACGGAAGCUACGGUUGUGUAUUCGGAAAGGGACGACAGCAAUUUGAACAAAGAGUUGGGUCGGUCUUCAAGCUGGUUCAAUAAAUUGUUUCACUCAUCGCCCGAUAUAGACAGUGGAACAGGGCGCUAUAGUCUGUUCUUUUUCACCAACCCCGGUCCGGCCUUUUUUGAGGGGAUAGUGGACUAUAUGGCGUUCAAGGCCGGGAACCAAGAAGACAAAAUGACAGUUGUGGGGGACCCAGUUCGCCUCAACAGAUACGGAAACCAAUCCCAUUGUGUUGAUGGAGUAAAACUCAAACCAAUAUGUUACUGUUUAGAUAUGCUUUAAGUAAGAUGAAAGUACAUGUAACGUCCAAUACCUUCAGAUUAUCAGGGUGCUGUGCAAUUGAUCUCUACAUAAUUCCAUCUUGCAUUUAUUUAUUGUAGUUGAUUUGUAUUUUCACAACACUUUUACAACCAUUCAUUUAUUUGAAAAAAAUGUUUUAUUUAUUUAUAAUCAUUAUGAAUGAAAGAAAUAUUUUAAAGUGAAACUCAGAUUUCAUUUAUUCAAAAUCAAUGCAUACACAUAUAUAUAACAAACAUAAAUUUUAAGUGAUAAACUACAAUGCAGUUUAUGGAAAAUAUGAAUUACUGAUAACACAAUUGUAACCUUGUAUUUAAUAGCUGAAAAAGCAAAAACAUGAAAUGGUUAGUGAAUGCUAAAGAUUUACUGCGAUCUAUUAUUGUCUCACAAGGUAGCAAUACCGUUUUUUUCUGCACAUUUCUUUCAAAUGAAACUCUGUUUCCUUCAUGAGCACCGUUGUUUUCGACAUUUGUUCAUCAGUUUGGUAUACUAAAACAAUUGUAUUAAAUGUGUUAAAACUUA
This is a messenger RNA of Mya arenaria, 2717 nucleotides long. RefSeq lists its product as uncharacterized. The record is from RefSeq and is a predicted model, not a curated record. The coding region runs from base 249 to 2180 and encodes 643 amino acids. NCBI's taxonomy places the organism in Eukaryota, Metazoa, Mollusca, Bivalvia, Myida, Myidae. The transcript has a single exon.